GUCAACUGACGUUCGCCUCGGUGACCGAUGGCCUUUCGAAUACGAUCGCCAUUGGCGAGAAACGCGUUCAAGAGUAUCGCGAUACCAGCGGCAACCUGAUCGACGGCGUGGGCCCGAACGUCUCGGACGGCCCUCAGUACCUGUGGGGUUUCUGGACUUCGCGGAACACGGCCUCGCCGAUGAAUGGCCCGAUCCUGGCGAGUUGGGGGGACUACGAUGCCAACUUCGCAAGCCAACACCCCGGUGGUUGCAACUUCCUGUACGGUGACGGAAGUGUGAGCUUCAUCCCGGAAACGAUCAACUUUGAAACCUACAACCUGCUGGCCGCCCGCAACAGCGGACAGCCCAAAGAACAACCGUAA
This is a messenger RNA of Symbiodinium sp. CCMP2456, 362 nucleotides long. Lineage: Eukaryota; Dinophyceae; Suessiales; Symbiodiniaceae. The record is from the annotation of a GenBank genome assembly.